This is a messenger RNA of Brachypodium distachyon (stiff brome), 922 nucleotides long. RefSeq lists its product as uncharacterized. Lineage: Eukaryota; Viridiplantae; Streptophyta; Magnoliopsida; Poales; Poaceae. Bases 160 to 672 code for a protein of 170 amino acids. The record is from RefSeq and is a predicted model, not a curated record. The transcript is spliced from 3 exons.
GAUACCCCGCCGCAGGACUAGGCCCUCUGAGUCGGUGACCUGAAAAGCGUAGAUAAGAAGUCCGGUAGGUCGCAGUAGCUCUCAAGUCUCAACCCCCAUCUCCUCCGAUUCGGCGAUCCAAAAUCGAAUCCCGUUCGAUUCGUCCUAUCGAAGGGGAAGAUGGACCAGGUGCUGAACAAGGUGGGGAGCUAUUGGUUUAGCAAGAAGGCCAGCAAGGAGAUCGACUCCAUCGGCGACGACCUCAAUUCAGUCUCUUCCAGCAUUGGUGGGGGAGCUAAAUGGAUGGUGAACAAAAUCAAAGGGAAGCUGCAGAAAGCAUUGCCAGAUCUUCUCAAAGAAUAUGACAUGCCAACAGGCCUCUUUCCACGGGAUACAACCAAUUACGAGUUCAAUCAAGAGACAAAGAAGCUGACAGUAUACAUCCCUUCAGCUUGUGACGUAGGGUACAAGGACUCAUCAGUUGUGCGGUUCUUCACCUGUGUCACCGGCUACCUCGAGAAGGGAAAGCUUUCUGACAUUGAAGGCAUGAAGACCAAGGUGCUUGUAUGGACCAAGGUGACCUCCAUCAAGACAGAGGGCUCAAAGCUCCAUUUCACUGCUGGCAUGAAGAAGACCCGUAGUCGUGAUGCAUACGAGGUCAUCAGGGAUGGUAUCGUCAUAGACAAGUUCUAGAGGAUACUUUGCCUGAGACAUGCGAUGUAAUUAUUUAGAUGAUGCUCCCACUGCUAGAUUAUACCAAAAUCGAUUGUGCUAUCAAGGGUGUUCCCAAAGAAUUCCGUACAUGACUUUUUCUGUAUCUUCAAAAUAUGUUGCUUCUGUUUUUGUGAUUGUGACUAUUCUAUCGAUCCGGAAGGUGUCAGGAUGCGGGCAGAUUUUUAAUUCUGAGAGAGUAAACAUGAGUUAAGGUCUGAUUGUUGGUCAA